Molecule: messenger RNA, 869 nt
Organism: Salvelinus sp. IW2-2015
Lineage: Eukaryota; Metazoa; Chordata; Actinopteri; Salmoniformes; Salmonidae
Source: RefSeq, a predicted model, not a curated record
AUGACAAUUCUCCAUGACUACAGAGCCAGAUGUAGAGACCAGACGAGGUCUAACCCUAACCCAGCCUCCCCUCCCAGGGCUAACCAUAAUCCAGCCUCCCAGCCCAGGGCUAACCCUAACUCUAACCCUAACCCAGCCCCCCAGCACAGGUCUAGCCCACCCUGGUCCUCCUCACUCUACCAGUCCAGCCAGGGGCACCAACCUAGGCAGGAGCAGCAGCACUCAUCCAGCCAGGCCUCAGCAGCUCAGCAACCCUUUGGACGGCCCUACAACCCACUGCCCACCUCCUCCUGUGUGGGAGAGCACAACCAGUACAAGAUUUGCAACAACAACGCCUGUCCUCCAGCCAGUAGACACAUCAGAGCGGUGCAGUGUUCUUCCUACAACAGCUAUCACUUCAUGGGUCGACUGUACGAGUGGGAGCCUUUCAAUGAAGUUUCAGGCGACCAGCGUUGUGAGCUCAACUGUCGUGCGAUCGGUUUCCGCUUCUACGUGCGUCAGUCGGAUAGGGUCAUCGAUGGGACGCCGUGCGGCCAGAACGAGACUUUCAUCUGUGUGGCAGGGAGGUGUCAGGUAGGACACUUAACUCAUUUACCAGUGGCCUGGCCAGGCCUGUGGACUCCUGCCAAACCACUCAGAAUAGAACAGAACAGUGACAGGAUGGAUGGAAUCAGAGGAAAGAAAAGCAUAAUUCAUUGAGAUGAAAUGUUGACAUCAUUCCACAAAACCUUCAAACACGAGAAAACACGGUCCCAAAAGAGUUCUCAAGAUCAACUGCAUCCAAAUGCAAGAUACAGUACAUUUUAUUAAAGACAUUUAAUCAAUUAUACAUAACCAGCAGAGGGCAGCAGAGUAUAACACUGUUAUCU